AGAGAGGACGGUCUGUGAGCUGGAAGAGAGUCAGUGUCAGUGUUGGGUUACAGAUGCGGUUUAAAGUCGACCUUGCAUUACAUUUUACAGCUUGGCAAUCAGAAGUUGUUUUCUCCAGGUUACGUAUUGAUCGGUAUUAGUAGCCAAUUUGCAUAACCCGCAUGCCGGUUGGCUGAGAGACAAUCAUCCAAUCUUGUGAAACAAACUCGCCCUGCUUUCCGGGGAAGAGGAGGAGGCGGAGGAGUAGGAGGAAGGGAGUGCAUCGGCUCUUACACACACUGCUUUAAUUGAUCAAAUAAGAAGCUAUUUGACAAAAGCCGGCUCGGACCGCAGGGGCUGUGGAGGAGGAGGACCAGUGCAAUGAUGACGGGCAGAUCUGUGAAAGACGUUGACAGAUACCAGGUUGUCCUCAACUCUUUACUGGCGCUGGAAGAUAAUAAAUUCUGCGCUGACUGCGAAUCAAAAGGUCCAAGAUGGUCGUCCUGGAAUUUGGGCAUCUUCAUCUGUAUCCGCUGUGCUGGUAUCCAUCGAAACCUGGGGGUCCACAUCUCCAAGGUCAAGUCGGUCAAUCUGGACCAGUGGACACAGGAGCAGGUCCAGUGUGUUCAGGAGAUGGGAAAUGCCAAAGCCAGACGUCUCUACGAGGCAUUCUUACCCGAGUGCUUCCAGCGCCCCGAGACAGACCAUUUAGCAGAGAUGUUUAUUAGAGACAAGUAUGAAAAGAAGAAGUACAUCGAUAAAGUCAUUGACAUCCAGAUGCUUAGGAAAGAAAAGAGCUGCGACAAUAUACCCAAGGAACCAGUUGUGUUUGAGAAGAUGAAAUUGAAAAAAGACGUCAGCCCCAAGACAAAUACCCAGGCUGUCACAGACCUGCUUGGAUUAGAUGCCCCUGCUCCAAGUCCUGCAGUGUCUAACGGAGGAGGAUGUAAUGGGAGCCCAGCGGUGUCCAAUCCGGCUCUGGCACACUCUGCUCUGGAUCUCUUCAGCUCCCUGCCGGCACCGGCCACUGCUUCCUCUAAAAACAACACGCCUGUUUCCAGCUCCAUGCCCCAGAGUAGAGUGACUGCCUCUGUGCCUGAAAACCUCAGUCUGUUCCUGGAUCGGACACAAAAUGCAGAGGGGGGCGCUGUCAAGAAACUUUCCAAGGACUCGAUUCUCUCCCUGUACGCCUCCGCCCCAUCAGUUCACGCCAGUAUGUCUGCUCAUGCAGGCUUGUACAUGAACCAAAUGGGAUACCCGACACAUCCAUAUGGAUCGUACCACUCUUUAGCCCAGGCAGGUGGAAUGGGAGGCCCCAUGAUGACAUCACAGAUGGCCAUGAUGGGACAGCCGAAUGGUUUAAUGGGUGCUCAGGGUGUCAUGGCGCAGCCUAGUGGCGCACCUUAUAUGACAGGGAUGACCCAGGGCAUGAUGGGACAGCAAAGCGCAAUGAUGAUACAGCAGCAGAACGGGAUGAUGGGACAGCAGCCAAAUAGCGUAAUGGGACAUCAACAGAAUGGGAUGAUGGGACAUCAACAAAAUGGGAUGAUGGGACAGCAGCAGCAGAAUGGGAUGAUGGGACAGCAGCAGAAUGGGAUGAUGGGACAGCAGCAGAAUGUGAUGAUGGGACAGCAGAAGCAGAAUGGGCUGAUGGGACAGCAGCAGAAUGGGCUGAUGGGACAUCAACAGAAUGGGCUGAUGGGACAGCAGCAGGUUGGAGGUUUACCUCAACAGCAGGUGUACAGAGGGCAACAAACUCAGCAGCUACAGUGGAACAUUACCCAGAUGACUCAGCAUAUGGCCGGUGUGAAUGUCAGCAACACCAGUGGCAUGAUAGGAUACAGCAGUCAACAAAUGGGAGGCUCGACAACUCAAAGCUCAGCGCACAUGACGGCGCAUGUUUGGAAAUGAUCUCAUCUAUCAAAUAUGUGAUGUCACGCCAAUAACCCUGAGAAAAGAGGGGGACUGAGUUGUACGAACCUUUCAAUCACUCUCCAGGAGACAUUUUCGAAUGAAAGGGGGAAGGAAGAUGAAGGAGGAGUAGGAGGAGAAGAAGGAGAAAGGUGUGAAAUAGCUGAAGGUUUCGAAAACCACAACUACCUCUUUCUCUCUCCUCUCUGCCCAGGCUUCCUAUUCUCUCUUCCAUCCAUGGCCAUGUUUUGCAUAUUCCCAUUCUUGCCUUCAGAACACUUUGGUAUGAUGUCCAAGACAACAGGGUUCAAGGUUAACUGGUUAGGACUACACAUCGUUUUUUGUAGCCUGUAGGCUAUGUGCCAGCGUUGUACACAUCAGCUAUGUGUGGGUGUUAACCAACUGCACGACUUAAAAGAACAGAUUUUAUUUAUUUUACAAUUGAUCAUAAUCAGAAGAAAAUGCAAAACUUACCCAGUUUAAAUCCAUUGGUUGAUGUCGUUGAAUAUUGAGGUUAUUUUGUAAGAAGACACAUUUCCCUUAAAGGAUGGAGACAUACAUUAUUUUAAGGCUAAAAGUGAAGGCUAAUAUUUAGUUUCAUUUGGUAAAUAGUUUGCUUUCAUGGGAAUGAGCCUAAUUGCCUCGUUUUGCUGUGAGUGAGACUAAUAUGAAGCUACCCCCAGCAGCUGGUUAGCUUAUUUUAGCUUAGCCUAAAGACUAGAGACAGGGGAAACAACAAGCAUGGCUUUAUCUAAAGACUUUGACUUUGUAAGCAUUAAUUAAAUGAGAUAUAACAUGUUUAACAGUGAGCUUUAUAUGCACUGUUCUACCUUUUAAUAGAUAGAGAAUAGCCACAUUUCCAGUCUUGGUGUUAAGCUAAUUCGACCCAGUCUCACGGCAUUUCGUGUUAUAGUCACGAAAUUAAUUUAAUCUAUUGAUUCGUGUUCACCA
This is a messenger RNA of Trematomus bernacchii (emerald rockcod), 2841 nucleotides long. It is a transcript of the gene smap2, whose product is annotated as small ArfGAP2. The transcript is spliced from 9 exons. Gene Ontology annotation, molecular function: GTPase activator activity. Gene Ontology annotation, biological process: regulation of clathrin-dependent endocytosis. The record is from RefSeq and is a predicted model, not a curated record. The coding region runs from base 361 to 1890 and encodes 509 amino acids. Lineage: Eukaryota; Metazoa; Chordata; Actinopteri; Perciformes; Nototheniidae.